Molecule: messenger RNA, 334 nt
Organism: Hibiscus syriacus
Lineage: Eukaryota; Viridiplantae; Streptophyta; Magnoliopsida; Malvales; Malvaceae
Product: RNA polymerase II transcriptional coactivator KELP-like
Exons: 3
Biological process (GO): positive regulation of transcription initiation by RNA polymerase II
Molecular function (GO): DNA binding; transcription coactivator activity
Source: RefSeq, a predicted model, not a curated record
AAACAGGAAGCCGAAGAAGCUGAAGCUGGAGCUGUAGCAGGUGACCAAGAGUCCGAUGAUGAUGGUGAUCUCAUUAUUUGCAGGCUAUCUGAUAAGAGAAGGGUGACUAUUCAAGAUUUCAGAGGGAAAACCUUGGUUUCUAUAAGGGAGUAUUACAAAAAGGACGGCAAAGAACUUCCUAGCUCUAAAGGGAUAAGUUUGACAGAAGAACAAUGGUCGGCCUUAAAGAAGAAUAUAUCGAACAUUGAGAAAGCUGUAAGGAAGAUGGAGUCAUAGACCCAGUGAGAGCUUGAUCUAGGGACCGGUAGUGUCGUCUUGUGUAAUUGUGAACCUA